Dromiciops gliroides (monito del monte) is the source of this 6158-nucleotide messenger RNA. RefSeq names its product zinc finger protein 316 (gene ZNF316). Gene Ontology annotation, cellular component: nucleus. Gene Ontology annotation, biological process: regulation of transcription by RNA polymerase II. Gene Ontology annotation, molecular function: sequence-specific DNA binding; DNA-binding transcription factor activity, RNA polymerase II-specific. The record is from RefSeq and is a predicted model, not a curated record. NCBI's taxonomy places the organism in Eukaryota, Metazoa, Chordata, Mammalia, Microbiotheria, Microbiotheriidae. The coding region runs from base 254 to 3643 and encodes 1129 amino acids. The transcript is spliced from 6 exons.
CCUCCCCGGCCCGCCCGGCCCCAGGCCUCAGGAGUUCGGGGCUUUCCAGUACCAGCCCUCUCGGAACCCCAGCCCAGCUCUCCGGGCCCGGACCCAGGAAUCCUCGUCUCCCAGCCGGACUGGGCGGCCGCCGUCAACCCCAGAGUCUGUCCGUCCGGCCUGAGGGAGGGCGCACAGCCAGGCCCGGGACCCAGGGGGUCGGGGUCGCCCAGCCCCGAGCCCCGGGGCUGAGGCAUUGGAGGAGAAACAGAAGAUGGCAGCCCUACAUACAGCACCAGACUCCCCAACCUCCCAGCUGGAGAGAAUGGAAGUCAGACCAGAGUGUGAAGUGGAUCAUGAGGAAAGGGAGGGGAGCCCAGAUCUGGUCGAGGACAGCCCAGAGGAGGUUGAGGGGAGUCCAGAGCCUAUGGAGGAGAGCCCAGAGGAGGGUGAGGGGAGCCCAGAGCCAAUUGAGGGCAGCCCAGAGGAGGACGAGGGCAGCCCAGAGGAGGACGAGGGCAGCCCAGAGGAGGACGAGGGCAGCCCAGAGGAGGACGAGGGCAGCCCAGAGGUGGACGAGGGCAGCCCAGAGGUGGACGAGGGCAGCCCAGAGGUGGACGAGGGCAGCCCAGAGGAAGAUGAGAGCAGCCCAGAGGAAGAUGGACACAACUCAGAGCUGAUUGAUGGAAGCCCAGAGGCGAUUGAUGACCUCCCAGAGCCAAUUGAGGGCAGCCCAGGGCCUGUCCUGGGCAGCCCAGAGCCCAUGAUGGGCAGCCCAGGGCCUAUUGAUGACAUCCCAGAGCCCAUUGAUAGCAUCUCAGAGCCCAUCAUGGGCAGCCCAGAGCCUAUUGAUAGCAUCCCAGAGCCCAUCAUGGGCAGCCCAGAAGUGAUUGAGGGCAGCCCAGAGCCCAUCAUGGGCAGCCCAGAGGUGAUUGAAGGCAGCCCAGAGCCCAUCAUGGGCAGCCCAGAGGUGAUUGAGGGCAGCCCAGAGCCCAUUGAGGGUAGCCCAGAGCCCAUCAUGGGAAGCCCAGAGGGGAUCGAGGGCAGCCCAGAACUCAUUGAGGGCAGCCCAGAGGUGAUCGAGGGCAGCUCAGAGCCAGAACCACAGGAACCAUUGAACCAUGACUCUAAAAUGGAGUCCCCAGUUCUCCAGGAGAAGGCUGUUUCAGUUUCCUGGGUUCCAGCUAUUUUUAAGAAAGAGAUCCUUGAUGAUGAUGAGACAGCGACUGACCUAAGUUCUGAGUCCCAGGGACUAGUGACAUUUGAAGAUGUGGCUGUAUAUUUCUCUUUGGAGGAGUGGGGGAGGCUAAACGAAGCUCAGAAGGACCUUUACAAGGAAGUCAUGCAGGAGAACUAUGGGAUUCUGGUGUCCCUUGGUUAUCCAAUUCCUAAACCUGAUGUAAUCUCUCGAAUGGAACGUGGGGAAGAAUUGUGGGUUCCAGACAGCCCUGGUCCUGAGGAGGGAGAUAUUUUAACUGGGGUCUACACAGGUGGUUGGUUCUGGAAUGAGGAUGAGGAGGAUGAAGAUGAGGAUGAAGAAGAAGGUCCUCUGGAGACCCCUGAGGAAUCAGAGCCACCGGGAGUAUGGUCAGCAGCCUAUGGUGUGGGAGAUGUCCCUGGAACCUGGGGACCUGAUGAUUCUAUCCCGGUCCACCCAACAGAUUUGUGGGGAGGAGACCCCUCAAAUAUGGGGAUGGUCACUGAAGGACAAGAUAUCAAACCGAUUCUUCAUAGUGGGGAGGCAGGUGCCCCACUUCUGCCCCCUUGGGCAUUCUCAGCCGUGGUGGAGGCAGCCGGGGGCAGGCCAGAGACAACAUGUGAUGUGUGUGGGAAGGUGUUCCCUCAUCGGUCAGGGCUGGCCAAGCACCGUCGCUACCAUGCAGCUGUGAAACCUUUUGGUUGUGAAGAGUGUGGGAAGGGCUUUGUUUAUCGUUCUCACCUGGCCAUUCACCAGCGCACACACACAGGAGAGAAGCCCUUCCCCUGCCCUGACUGUGGCAAACGCUUUGUUUAUAAGUCUCACCUGGUAACCCACCGACGGAUCCACACAGGGGAGCGGCCCUACCGCUGCUCCUUCUGCGGGGCUGGGUUUGGCCGCCGCUCCUAUCUGGUGACACACCAGCGCACCCACACAGGCGAGCGGCCAUACCCUUGUCCCCAGUGUGGCCGCAGCUUCAGUCAGAGCUCAGCCCUUGCCCGCCACCAGGCUGUCCACACUGCGGAGAAGCCUCAUUGCUGUCCCGAUUGUGGAAGGGCCUUUAGACUUCGAGCCGACUUCCAGCGUCACCGAAGGGGCGGGAAGUGCACUGAUCUUAGGGAAGAAGCAAGAAGAGAAGAGAGUGAGGGACCCGAGUUGGGUGGGGAGGGUUUGGAGCCUGUAAAUGAAGGCCCUAUUAUAGAUAGGAACUAUCCUGAAUUGGGAAAUGGCUUUGGGGAAGGGGAAGGUCCUUCACACCCUCUUGACUUCCACUUCCCACUGCCCCCCAAAUCUUGGCUUCAUGGAGAGAACCUCCCAAUGUUAGCCCUUCAGGAUUUUGGAGAAAGGGUAACUCAUGAGUUGGUUGAUGCCCCACCUAUCCCUGGUCAUUUAGGGAGUCAGAUCACUAUAAUCAAUGCGACAGCAAUGCCUUGUGACCCCUGUGCCAGUGGACUGCUAUCUUUUGGCCCUGCCGUUGGGACCCUCCUUUCCGACCCCCAGCCUUCUUCCAUGUUGGAAGAAGAGACUCCAUGGAUUUGUUCUGACUGUGGAAAGACCUUUGGGCGUCGGGCAGCGUUGGCUAAGCACCAGCGCUACCAUGCGGGGGACCGGCCCCACCGCUGUGCGGACUGUGGGAAGAGCUUUGUGUAUGGGUCUCACCUGGCCCGGCACCGGCGCACACACACAGGUGAACGCCCUUUCCCCUGUCCAGAGUGUGGGGCUCGCUUUGCCCGUGGCUCCCACUUGGCUGCCCAUGUGCGUGGCCACACUGGGGAGAAACCCUUUGUAUGCGGGGUGUGUGGGGCUGGAUUUAGCCGGAGGGCACACCUGACAGCCCAUGGGCGGGCACACACAGGGGAACGGCCCUAUGCCUGUGGGGAGUGUGGGCGGCGUUUUGGGCAGAGUGCAGCUCUGACUCGGCACCAGUGGGCACAUGCCGAGGAGAAGCCCCACCGGUGUCCUGACUGUGGCAAGGGCUUUGGCCAUAGUUCAGACUUUAAGAGGCACCGAAGAACCCAUACGGGGGAAAAGCCCUUCCGUUGUGCAGACUGUGGGCGGGGCUUUGCCCAGCGCUCUAAUCUGGCCAAGCACCGGCGGGGUCACACGGGUGAGAGGCCUUUCCCCUGCCCUGAGUGUGGGAAGAGGUUCUCACAGCGCUCAGUGCUGGUCACCCAUCAGCGAACGCAUACAGGGGAACGGCCAUACGCAUGUGCAGCUUGUGGCCGUCGAUUUUCCCAGAGCUCUCAUCUCCUCACCCAUAUGAAGACUCAUCGUGGGACAACCACAACUGGGUCGGCAGCAAAAGCGGAAGGGUCGGGGCAGAACCAAGCGAGUAGGCCUUCUGGGGAGAAAGAGGACAGUAGUAGUAAACCCGUGGUGGAAUUUGAGGGAAACUCUAGCUUUACAUCUGAGGAACCCGCCAUGUUCCCUGGUCCCUCCUGCUCUUAUGAGGAGACCCUCAUGUGAGGUGGGUGAGGAGGGAGCUGGGAGGAGGCAUGUCCCAAGAGACAGUCUGUCUCUUCCCUCUGUGACUCCCCAUGCACAGGGAGCUGGGUGCAGGAAAUACCCCUGUGAGGGCUCCUGUGUGUCACCUGACUUCAUGCUCCUUCCUACUUCUCUCUUCAGACAGUGACCCAGGCAGGAGGGAGUUGGCCUUAGUUGCUUUCUCUGAAGCCCCUGGUACUACCCCAGCCCCUCACAUUUGUGAUUCUCUCCUGCUCCAUUUCUAUAGUAGGAAGCUACAUUUCUGAAUGGGGCUGGUAUGGAAGAGGUGGCCUUGGGGCAGGGUUGGGUGAGAGCUGGGGUUUGGGAAAGAUUGAAGGAGAGAAAAGAUGCAGAAGAGUGAAGGUUGGUAUCACAACAGCCUGGAAUCUGAUGCCAUUUGGGGCUUAUAUAGUAGAGCAAACCAAUAGUCAUGAAUGGUGGUGUUAUUUAUUUUACUCUGCUGCAGAAUUGGGUGGAAAAACCCCUCAGAUGGUUUACUUCUCUGUAAGCCUGGGUUUGAGCAAGAAAAGGAGGCUCUUGCUUGGUAGCAUGGGACUAGAUACGGGGAACAGGGGCGACUGUGAAUCAAAGCUUAAGUCUGGGUUGCAGGUGCAGUGGGUGGAGCUGAGUGACUUAACUUGCAGGUAUGGAAUCCCCCCCCCCCCCCUUCUCAGCUAACUUUGUAAAAAGUGUUUGGUUAAUGGGUGACUUCAGGUCAAUUCAGUCCAUUUUAAUAUCGAUUAGGAAGUGAUGUAAGAACCUGGUAAUUCUGUCGAUGCUGCCUGGCAUCAGUUUGGCAACUUCAGUCCCUAUUCUAGGGGUAAAACUAGAUAAUUUCUAAGGUCCCUUCCAUCUCUAACAUUCUGUCUAAUAUGUUCAAAAGUCCUUUCCAGUUAUGAUAUUCUAUGUUUUAAGGUCCUGUCUACUUUUGACAUUCUGUGUUUGAUGUUUUAAAUUCAAUGUUCUGUGUUCUUAGGCCCCUUCCACGUCUAACAUCCGCUGUCCUAAGGUCUCUUCCAGCUCUGACAUUCUAUAUCCUAAGGUACCACCUAGCUCUGUCAUCUUAUAUUCAAUAUUUUUGUGGAUCAGUGGAUAAGAAAGCUUAGAGGAAUUUCCAAAGAGACUGCCUCUAUGUUCCUAGAACAAGAGAAUUGAAAAGGAACCGAGACAACUUUUGAUGUUACUUCUUUGUGAUCAUGCCUUGAAGUUGAAUCAUAGUACUAACUGAUAGAAUAGUCAAGAAUGAUGAUAUUACUAUCUUCUCUGCUGGAAAUCCUAAGUAUUCUGGAGGGCUUAUGGACUGGGAAAGGUUGAGUCAUAGAGGCUAGGGUUCCACAGCAGGGGAGAGGAAGCACACUUGAGGCCUUCUGCUUCAGAUUGAAUGCACUCCCCAAGGCAUCACCAUCCACUGCCAAACUUCUCAGCUGCCUGACAUCAGGCUUAAUUAGAUAGGCAGGUUUGCCUUGUUAUCAAUGGUAGGUAGCAUGUUUGACAAUAGUAGUCAAGUGGAUUUUAGUUCCAGUCAUCUCCCUCUCUAUCUCUGGUUGAGAACUAGAGGCAAAGAAGUAUGUUGCACAAAGAGACCUGUGGAAAAUCACAUGUUUAUGUGAACCAUGAGGCUGCUUCUAGUGAGUUUUUUGAGUGGUGUGGAUCACCUCUCUGGAUUUCCCUUUAUUGUGAGUUAAAGUGAAAUAGAUUUCUGUUCAUUGUUUCUAUGUUAACUUACCAGGAGAUGAAAGUCACUGGGAAAAGGCUCUGUUGCUUCCCAAAUUUUCCUUAAAGCUAGAGAUUCUCUGCACUAGCAUCUUCACUCAAACUGGUUAAAAUGAAACCAAUAUGGUUCACUCAGCACCUUUCUUCUGAACUUAACACUUCAUAGAUUCAAGUUAUAACUAAGCACUGCUGUGAGUGACUGACCGAAGGAGGUCAUGGAAUCUCUUUCCUAGAGAUCUUUAGGAAUAGGAUAGAUGCACUUGCCUGUAGGCAGGGGAAUGGGCCAGAUGACCUCUGGAGGUCCUUUCCAGUUCUUUUUCUAUAGUUACUUCAUUACUAGAGGUGAGUUGCAUUUCUGUUUACAAGCAGUACUCCCAUAGAAAAGUAGCAUUCCUGUUUCAUAGAGCAGGGAAUGGAGACACUAAGAAGCUAAGUAAUUUGCACAAGGAUGAUGGUGAAUUAAUGACCAAGUUAGGAUUCAGAACAACUGAUAUUUAUUGAAUGCCUAUUUUGUGCAAAGUACUCUGUAGUCUAAACUGCACAAUUAGUUUAAAGAACAGCGAAGGGCAUCUUGGGAAAUAACCAGCAAACCAUUUUGUUUCUUUGCCAGUCUGAACGGUACCAAAAAUUUGCCAUUUUGAAUCCAGUUUCAUUAUUACAACUACAAUUCACUUGCUAAAACGUGGGCAUGGCAUUGAGGGCCACGAGGGAGAGAGGCAGGGCUGCUGAGGGUCUUUGGGGGAAUUGGGGUUGGGAAGCACAAGUAGUUGGUGGGGUUGGGAGG